CUAGAGGGGACAGGAAGCAGUGGGCGAGGGGGCAGGUCCUCCGGAGCCAAAGAGGGGCCUCUGGUCGCCGGUGCCGCUUCUGCGUAGGAAUUUGCCAGCACCUAAUUUUCAGACAGACAGAACUUGGCAGAGGACCAAGGGGUUCCUUCUGAUCUUUUGGAGACUUCCUGAGAGUGAAGAUGCAUAAGCAAGACUCAGCUGGCCCUGGAGCAGGAAGAGGCCAUGCUAUGGAAACGGGGAGCAGUGGGGGAUUCUGGGAAAUCUCUGGGCAGAAGAUCUUAGGUGAGGAGCACACCCUUCGCUCACAGGCGCAGAGCCGGCAGUUCCACUGGUUCUGCUAUCUGCAAGCCAAAGGACCCCGUGAGGUUUGCAGCCAACUCUACUACUUUUGCCACCAGUGGCUGAAGCCAGAAAGGCACACAAAAGCUGAGAUGCUGGACCUGGUGAUCUUGGAGCAGUUCCUGGCUGUCCUUCCAGCGGAGAUGGAGAGCUGGGUGAGGGAAUGCGGAGCAGAGACCAGUUCCCAGGCAGUGGCCCUGGCCGAAGGUUUCCUCCUGAGUCAGGCGGAGGAGAGGAAGCAGGAAAGGGAUCUGUUGGCAGAAAAGGGACCAGAUUCCUCUGAGGCAGAGAGGACUCCAUUGGACACCAGAGAGAAGCCGCUGGGUGAAAGAAGGAUGCUGGCAAGACCUCCUCCUGCAUCUCUUCAUCCUGGUGGAGGGGAAGCAGCGGCUGAGGAACCGGAUCAGGGUCCAGUUUGUUUUGAAGAUGUCGCUGUUCGUUUCACGGCUGAGGAGUGGGCGUUGCUGGAUCCUGCCCAGAAAGCACUGCAUAAGGAAGUCAUGGAGGAGACUUGGAGGAUCAUGAACUCUCCCGGUGUUGAGGAAUUGGAAAUGAAGAACAAGGGAAACCAUGAGAAAAUCCACACAGUGCAGAAGCCAUGUCAGUCUUUGGAAUGUGGAGAUAACUUCACUAACAGCUCUGAUUCCAUGUCUCAUCAAAAUCCCACUUGGAAUAAACCGUAUCAGUGCUCAAACUGUGGAAGGAACUUCAGAACAAAGCAACAUCUCACUGACCAUCAAAGAACUCAUAGUGGGGAGAAACCCUAUCAGUGCUUGGAAUGUGGAAAGAGCUUCAAUAAUAGCCGCUCCCUUGGUUCCCAUCAAAGAAUUCAUAUAGGGGAGAAACCCUAUCAGUGCUUGGAAUGUGGAAAGAGCUUCAAUAAUAGCCGCUCCCUUGGUUCCCAUCAAAGAAUUCAUAUAGGGGAGAAACCCUAUCAGUGCUUGGAAUGUGGAAAGAGCUUCAGUGAAAGCAUCAAACUCACUGCCCAUCAAAUAACUCAUAAAGGGGAGAAACCAUUUCAGUGCUUGGAAUGUGGAAAGAGCUUUAGUCGACGUGACUCUUUCACUUUCCAUCAAAGAACUCAUACAGGGGAGAAACCCUAUCAGUGCUUGGAAUGUGGAAAGAGCUUCAUUCACAAGGUCAGUCUCACUUCCCAUCAAAGAAUCCAUACUGGGGAGAAACCCUAUCAGUGCUUGGAAUGUGGGAAGAGCUUCAGUAUGAAGACCUAUCUCACUUCCCAUCAAAGAAUUCAUAUAGGGGAGAAACCAUAUCAAUGCUUGGAAUGUGGAAAGAGCUUCAGUAUGAAGACCUAUCUCACUUCCCAUCAAAGAGUUCAUACAGGGGAGAAACCAUAUCAGUGUGUGGAAUGUGGAAAGAGCUUCAAUCACCGCUCCACUCUCAGUUCUCAUGAAAGAAUUCAUACAGGGGAGAAACCCUAUCAGUGCUUAGAAUGUGGAAAGAGCUUCAGCAGGAAAGACCAUCUCACUUCCCACGAAAUAAUUCAUGCAGCGCAGAAACUAUAUCAGUCCUUAGAAUGCACAUUGGGCCUUCCUGCAAGAAGAGCACUUCUCUGACAUCAGAGAAUUCACAGUGGGGGGAAACCAUUUCAAUGCCAAGAGUGCAGAAAGAGCUUCACCAUGAAGCA
This is a messenger RNA of Podarcis raffonei (Aeolian wall lizard), 1984 nucleotides long. RefSeq names its product zinc finger protein 883-like. Lineage: Eukaryota; Metazoa; Chordata; Lepidosauria; Squamata; Lacertidae. The record is from RefSeq and is a predicted model, not a curated record. The transcript is spliced from 6 exons. Gene Ontology annotation, biological process: regulation of transcription by RNA polymerase II. Bases 180 to 1913 code for a protein of 577 amino acids. Gene Ontology annotation, molecular function: RNA polymerase II cis-regulatory region sequence-specific DNA binding; DNA-binding transcription factor activity.